This is a messenger RNA of Lactuca saligna, 1655 nucleotides long. Lineage: Eukaryota; Viridiplantae; Streptophyta; Magnoliopsida; Asterales; Asteraceae. The record is from the annotation of a GenBank genome assembly.
CUAUCGGCUUUCUUAAUUUCUACCACUUGAAGAUGUAGUCUGGUAUGAAGAACAUGCUAUGUAUCUCUGAUCUAUAACGAUUUGUUCAUUUAUUUAUCUGAAAUCUUAAGCCAUUUGUUUAAUCGACUUAUAUUUGUCUUCAGGGUGUUUAGCAACUACAAGAAAAGCCGAUGGGUUCAAGAUUCCCAUCUCAUCAGCUCAGUAAUGGGCUGUAUGUGUCAGGGCGACCGGAGCAGCCAAAAGAAAGAGCUCCGACCAUGAGCUCUUCAGCCAUGGUUUACACCGGUGGUGACAUCAAGAAAUCCGGUGAGCUAGGAAAGAUGUUUGAUAUCAACACUGACGGCUCAAAAUCAAGAAAAUCCGGCCCAAUAACCGGUCCUUCAAGAACCGGAUCAUUCACCGGCGUCGCUUCACAUUCAGGACCGAUCAUGUCAAACGCCGCCAGGUCUAGCUACUCCACAUCAGGCCCUGUGUCAACCGGCGGCGUUCCUGUAUCUGUCAAAAAGUCAAACUCAGGGCCACUAAAUAAACACGGCGAACCUAUAAAAAAGUCUUCCGGUCCUCAAUCUGGCGGAGUGACGCCGGUGAACCGCCAAAAUUCAGGCCCUCUGCCGCCGGUCCUCCCUGCUACCGGCCUAAUCACAUCCGGCCCAAUCUCUUCCGGCCCAUUAACUUCAUCCGGAGCUCCCCGGAAAUUUUCUGGCCCUCUGGACUCUAAGGGCUCGAUGAAAGUACACGGCGUUGUUAACAAUCAGGCUGUGACUACUCUCACUAAAGACGAUGAUUACUCAUUCAAGAAGGGUUUCCCGAAGAUAAUAUUAUGGUCCAUGAUUCUGUUGUUCGUGAUGGGAUUCAUUGCUGGUGGGUUUAUUCUUGGAGCUGUUCACAAUGGUAUUCUCCUUGUGAUUGUGGUGGUUCUUUUCAUCAUUGUCGCAGCAUUGUUCACUUGGAAUACUUGUUAUGGUAGACAAUCCAUCAUUGGAUUCAUUGCUCGUUAUCCUGAUGCUGAACUUAGAACUGCAAAAGAUGGUCAAUAUGUCAAGGUUUCUGGGGUGGUGACAUGUGGAAACGUGCCACUUGAAUCAGCCUUCCAGAAGGUUCCAAGAUGCGUGUAUACUUCCACAAGUUUAUAUGAAUACAGAGGAUGGGAUUCAAAAGCAGCCAACCCUACACAUAGGAAGUUUACAUGGGGGCUGAGGUCAUCAGAAAGGCAUGUGGUGGAUUUUUACAUAUCUGAUUUCCAAUCUGGAUUAAGGGCAUUGGUAAAGACUGGAUAUGGAGCAAGGGUGACACCUUAUGUGGAUGAAUCCGUAGUUGUUGAUGUGAACCCUUUGAAUAAAGAUUUGUCUCCAGAGUUUGUGAGGUGGUUGGGUGAGAGAAACCUGUCGAGUGAUGAUCGUGUGAUGAGAUUGAAAGAAGGUUAUAUCAAGGAAGGGAGCACAGUAAGUGUGAUGGGAGUAGUGCAGAGGAAUGAGAAUGUGCUGAUGAUAGUUCCACCGGGGGAUGCAUUCACAACAGGGUGUCAAUGGGCAAAGUGUAUGCUGCCAGGAAGCUUGGAGGGCAUAGUGUUGAGAUGUGAAGAUGCAUCAAAGGUGGAUGUCAUACCUGUGUAGCUAUGUAGAAGAUGCAUCAAAAUUGGAGUUUGAAAGUUGCAG